GCCCCUCAGCUGUGGAGCUGGGUAAACAAACUGGGAGUACUGAACACAGGCAGCAGCAGGGACUUUUCAGGCUUUGGGUCGACAUUUGAUGUAGUUUAUAUUCAUUUUAUACCAUUUGUAACUGUUCUGAAUACUUUGAAUACUUUGCCACACUCGUUUUUCGAUUUUUGAAACGGCUGAAAACCUGAAUCACUAGGCUGCUAGCUACCUGUGUUGCAUAUUAAAACUGGCCAGAUCUUUUUCGACAGGGCUUUUAAUUACAGAGCCAGCAAACAAAAUAGCUAACAAGACGAAGACAUUCAUGAAGUAACGUUUUGUGUUAUACUCAACGAGGAACAAUUAUUCCGAUUUUGGAUCUUGAACCGCAAUAGUACCUGUCUUUGAAAUAGUAUCACAAGUUGUAGAAAGGUUUCGCUAACGUUCGCUAGCUCCAGCAGAAUGACGGCAGUGCAGUUGAUGAACAUCCAGAGGUUAUUGGAAGCGGCAGAAUAUCUUGAUAGAAGGGAGAAAGAGUGUGAACACGGAUAUGCAUCGACGUUUCCGUCGUCAAUUCAGAACACGAACUACCAGAGGCAAAAUAAAUUUCGUAACAAGAAGUUCCACAAUAACCAUAACAGGUCUACACAUAAUGAGUUGGAGAAGAACAGUUUCCUGUGUAUCAAGAAUGGUCCUCCAGCCACGGAACAUCCAGCCAACCUGACACAUGGAACGCUUUCCCCACCUGGCAGAGUCCAUGCUUCAAUGAAUUCUGAGGGGUCUGAGGGCAAAACGGGGGCUGCAACUCAAUAUCAGGAAGGUGUUCCUUAUGUUUUGUACACUCAGUGUAUAUAUUUUUUUAAAUGUCCGCUUCAUUCGCUAUACAAGCGGCACUCUCCUAGCCACGCCAGCCUCACCCUCAUAGUAAAGCCUGGGGCACCGCCGUGCGAUGCUGCUCCCGAGUGUAACCUCAGAGUAAAGCCUGGGGCACCGCCGUGCGAUGCUGCUCCCGAGUGUAACCUCAGAGUAAAGCCUGGGGCACCGCCGUGCGAUGCUGCUCCCGAGUGUAACCUCAGAGUAAAGCCUGGGGCACCGCCGUGCGAUGCUGCUCCCGAGUGUAACCUCAGAGUAAAGCCUGGGGCACCGUCGUGCGAUGCUGCUCCCGAGUGUAACCGCAGAAAACUUGAAGAGGCGGACCGUAAGAGCCGUAACCAGCUGGACAGUCUGGAGAGGGAGCAGAGGCACCUCCAGCGCCAGUUGGACCUGCUGCAGGGGGGCACCGGGGCCGGGGUAGGAGGCACUGGGCCGGGGGAGGGAGAGAGGAUACGCAUGGACAGCGUGGGCUCCACCCUCUGCUCCUCUGAGCACUCGGACUCAGACCAAGAGGAGAUUGAGGUGGACGUGGAGUCUACAGAGUUUUCGGAGCACGGGGAACUGGACUCGGUUUCUACGGCCUCCACCAGCGAUCUAGACGACCACAGCAGCCUUCAGAGUCUAGCCAGCGACGAGGGCUACUCCAGCUGCAGCAUCCUCAAACUCUCCUCAGCCUUCUCCGGAUCCUCCUCAUAGGAGAUGGCUGUUGGGUGUAGACUCCUCCCCCCCGGCUCCAAUCUGCAACCUCGGGGGGCUAAAUCAACAUCCAAAGACCAACCACCUGAACCUGUCCAGCGACGAAGGUUACGAGGGCAGACCUUAAUCCAGCGUCCUCGUCAAACUCAGCACCUUCUCUGACCGGCCGAUUAGAGUUGUCUCCAGCCCCAGCUCCAACCUGCAAACACCUUGGCCUCCCCCUCCAUCCACCACCCCUGUUGUGUAUCGUCAUGUCACCCAUCUACAUGUAUCAUCGCCGACUACACCAUCGCCAUGGCAUCCCUCAAGUGGCGCCCUGACAUCCUUCUAACUUCCUGUCUGUAACCCCUCGCCAUCGCACCAUCCGUCGCUUUGCUCCAACUCGCUGCUGAACCUCAACCCCCAGUCCGAGAACAACCCCCCCCUCCGUCCCAAGCAGAAGGUCCAACCCCCCGUAUCGUCCCGAUAACGGGUACAUGAAGAACAGAGAUUGAUCCAAACACAGAACCAACCUUUAUUUUGAGAAUCUGAAUAAGAGCAAUGGUUUGAGAUUAGAUUUUGACUUGGGUGGCUUUAUGAAUGAUUGAAACUGAAGAUGAAAAAGGAUGUAUUUUUAUAUGCGGGGGAUCAGCAUUAUCUUGGUUUUAUUGCAGACAUAAUCGAAAGGAAUUAGACCCCCUUUUUUUAAAUCAAACAAUUGAUUAAGUUAUUUUAGAAUCAAACAACAAAAAAACAACCCCAUAUUUUAGCAUCAGAAAUGCACUUACAUUUCUAAUAUAUAUUAGAAUAUUUUCUGAUGAGUUUUCUGAGUUUUAAAACCUUGUUUGGUUCUGUGUGUUUGAGUGUUUGCUCUGGUCUUGUGUCUGAAGUCAAUGUUCUGCUGGACUUAAAACCCCAUUUGGGAACAAGUGGUAAUUUGGACACAGACUCUGUGGAAUGUCAAGAAGUCUACUUGUCAUAUCAACACAUUUUAGCCCUUGAACGACGCUCCUUUUUAUUUCACAUUUCUUGUCUUUGUGGGUUUUUUUACCACUGUGCAACCACAGCACUGCAUCCAACAGACACUUGACAUGGUGCUACCUGAAACAACAACCCCAUCCACAACGCAGCUCAAACGCUUGUACAACCAACGAUCCUUGUCUGUGUCAUACAGGACGUUUCCAUCCCAACGAAUGGAGGAGAAACAAAAACAUGCAUCAUAUGCAUUCCCAUGGAACGUGGGCGGUGCUCGGUGUGGAAAUCAAUCUUCAAAUGUGUUUUUACAACAACGCAGCUACCACAACAAGCGAUCCUGCACCUGCCUACCUUAUAGCUGUCUAUAGAAACAAAUUGGCACAAUUUAAAAAGAAGGAAUAGCAAGGAACUUUGGACUAUAGAGACAACAUCCAUCCUUUCUCUAUCCAGCAGUAACAAGCAAUAACCGUUUCUAGUAUUUUUGUUUAUUUUAAAUUUCGACCACUUGACCUCCUGUUUUUCCCCCCUCUCUUUUCCAAGGCAACAGACCUGUAGCCGUCCAAAAAAAGCUCAUUCAACUUGCGUAGUUUUUUGUACAUAAUUAGAUAGCUUACAAAUAGCUUAAUAAAUUAACGAUGAAAAAAGGAGUGUAAAAAAAAUCAUUAGAAAACUUGUGUAUAGAAAAAAACCUAUUGCCUCUGUUGCUGUUUUUGACCUUGUGUUUUUGUGCAUUUGAAAUGAUAUUUUUGAAAAGAUUUAUUCUACUUCUCUCAGAGUGUGACUGGCAAGCGGUCAGUCAGUCGUCCACGUGGCAUGAAUUGGACAGUAAUUGCUUUGUUCAUUUUGCUGGUUGAAACGUUCAAAGGUUACCAUUCUGUAGCUGUCCCCCAUCAACCCCAAGAGAAGUUCCACUUCAUAGUACUUAACUUAAAGUUCAAGACACAACAACAAGAGAACAACAACUAUAUGGCUGUAAUACAAAAUGGCCGCCACCCCAGGACAUCUUCUGUUCAUAAAUACAGAGUUUGUGUGGCACUCUUAUUUAUUCAAAUUUGUUUGUUUCUUACUUUUAUUUUGAAAACUCCUAUAUGGCAUUCCACUGGUGGUAUCUCGUGAGCUGUGGUGGAACUCGAGUCUGAAGUGACAGCACCAAGGUGUAUGAUGAUGUCAUUGACUGUGUGUGUACAUCCUUAGCCCUUGUUACUGAAGCGAGCCCAACUUGCACUUUGAAAAGUCUGGUUUUCCACAGGUAUUCACAUAUCUCUUCAUAUGAAAGAACAAUCCCACCCUGACCCUUGAGUUUUUGAAGUUUAUAUAUUUAUUAGCCUAUUUCUCCAUCCCUCACAGAACCAACACAGAUUGGGAAAAAAAUGAAAAAAGUUAACUUAUUUGGUUUCUGUCUUAUCUUAUUACUCUUCCUAUUUUUUUAUGAUUUUAUCCCUUAUUUUAAGAUUUAAUGUUUAAAAGUGAAACAAUUGUUGUUUCCCAAAUGGCACCCUAUUCCCUACAUUGUGCACUACGUUUGACCAGACUCUGUCAAAAGUAGAGCACUAAGUAGGGAAUAGGGUGCCAUUUGGGAAACAGACCAUGGUGAAUCGUAGUGAAGUCAGUCAGGAUACCAGGCUAAUGUUGUUUUGUUAGACGGACACUUGAAAUGUAAUCAGCCCCCAAGCUGCUCCCAGUACUGAGCCUUGCCUCUCAUGCAUCCACGGUCGAGUUCCAAACUGACCCCAAGCUGCUCCCAGUACUGAGCCUUGCCUCUCAUGCAUCCACGGUCGAGUUCCAAACUGACCCAAGGCUGUAUGGUCAUCUUCUCCUUCUCUGAUAGGCUGAGUGGAGUUUUUGUCCUAACAGUUUACACCUAUCCAAUAAUCCUAGAAUUUGCUAGGAGGGGAUGGGGGUGUAGGGUCAAGGGGUUGAUUUUGGACUCCUACAAUAGCCAAGUCUAAUGGGCAAAUACUGAGCCAGCUACUAUACAAAAUGGGGGCUAACUAACUAACUCCACACUCUAGUAGGAAGACAAGUAGUAGUCUUUACUAGAUUAUGUUUUCGUCAACAAAAUGUGUCUUAACAUUUACAAAAAGCCUCAGAUGAAUAUUAUUGAGAACAAAAACCUAUGGUUUCAACGAAGGACAUCAUUCAAGGUGUAAAGUUAAGAGUGUAAUCUUGAGGGAUUUCAUGAUCUCCUCAAAUUUGGAUGGUUCACUGACGAUGGUGCUUUCUCGAUAGAAACAGAUAAACCAAACGACCUCAGAACACCAACAGUGUCCUCUUCUCUUUCACAGGGGGCAGAUUACUUCACUCUCCUUCAUUUACACUUCUAUCUUCUAGCGCUUUUUCUUUGUCGUUUUUUGAACCUGCACUAUGAGGAAAAAGGGCCCAUAUUUAAUGAAAAACUGUGUUUUUCCCCAAUACCCUCUCUCUUUUGUGUGUGUUGUCUGGUGUCCUUAGUGCGGCCAUAUAAGUGAUACCUGCUUUUGCCUGUGUAUGGCUAGCAGUAUGUUGUUAUAUCCAGAUUUGGGGGUCUAUUCUAACUCAGUUCCAAUCUGUUCAGUUCAAGAUGGGAAUUUCUUACCUGGUAUCCAAACUGAAUUCACAUUCCAUUUUGCGGAUGGAAUUUAGAUGGAAUUGACCUCCACCCUGAAUAAUGUCACUCCAGUGUACUAGGUAUUGGUCUUAUAGACAAUGACUCGGAGGGGGGGAACAAAUAGCCUGGGAACCAGAUCUGUUUGUGCUGUCUUUCCAACUCCUGUGGUCAUUCUGGUCAAGACAGCACAAACAGAUCUGGGAACCAGGUUAAGGCAGAAUGAAUGGGUAAAAGUAGAUACAACUAUUCCCACCUCCAAACAGGACAGACCUAGCCGGGGUUAAACUAGGCUGAAUGCUGUGAUACAAGUUAGCGUAGCAUUCAGUCUGGUUUAACCAGGCUAUAGGAGAGACUAUAGUCCCCUUGUUGUUCAGAUGAACUCUGUGGCCAUCAAUCCUUUGUAGAACAUGCUCUCUGAUGAUGAUGAUUCUCGCUGUGUAAGUUUGAAAAUGCAAUACUUACAAUAAAACACCAAGAUUUUCAAACCGGAA
Molecule: messenger RNA, 5577 nt
Organism: Oncorhynchus keta (chum salmon)
Lineage: Eukaryota; Metazoa; Chordata; Actinopteri; Salmoniformes; Salmonidae
Gene: mxi1
Product: max interactor 1, dimerization protein
Exons: 8
Coding region: 439-1545 (368 amino acids)
Biological process (GO): regulation of transcription by RNA polymerase II
Molecular function (GO): DNA-binding transcription factor activity, RNA polymerase II-specific; RNA polymerase II cis-regulatory region sequence-specific DNA binding
Source: RefSeq, a predicted model, not a curated record